Messenger RNA from Gryllus bimaculatus (two-spotted cricket), 5008 nucleotides. NCBI's taxonomy places the organism in Eukaryota, Metazoa, Arthropoda, Insecta, Orthoptera, Gryllidae. The record is from the annotation of a GenBank genome assembly.
UUUUGUGAUGUUGGCAAAUGAAAACAUGUUGGCAAUCCUGCUCAACAGCUGAUUGUUUACACUCCGCCCUUACUGUCAGUAGCUGAGCUGCUCUGUGCAGCUGUAUUGAUUGCAUUGAUUUAGUGUGGUGGUGGUGCAUGUACAUGGAAAACAUGCUAGAACUGUAGAGUUUUGAAGACUUUUCUCAUUUCAAGGAGAAGCUUAGUUGUUGAAUAGUGCCGCAUUAACUUUUUCAGUGCAAUGGCUCUGUACCCACAAUAAGGAAACACAAUUUCUAAAACCGUCACCAAUGUCUGUCGCAACCAGUCUCUCCGUGCCUGUUGUGUUAUGGGGCAAAACAGCUCCUACACAUUGUAUAUCAUGUAUUCUUCUAUCUCGAGAUCAACGUACCUUGGCCACAGGUUGUUACGACGGGCAAAUAUGUUUAUGGCAAGUGGAUCCUGACACAUUGAAGAUGACUCCAAGAUGCUUAUUGGUAGGACAUACUGGACCUGUUUUGUGCCUAUCCAAGGCCAGUAUCAUGAGUGAUAACAAUUUCAUUGUUAGUUCAUCAGAAACAGGAGAAAUGUGCACUUGGGAUUUGGUUGAUGGAAAAUGCUGUGAAGUUGUAAAAUUGCCCUAUGUUCACACUAAUAUUCAGGCUUAUCAUCUAUCUGGCCAGGAUGAUGUAAGGUUAUUCUGCAAUGGUUAUUAUGCUGAAGUACUUGUUAUGGACCCUUUUAGCUUAGAAAUUGUCUUCACAUUAAAAGAUGUGGUGCUUGCCUUGACUACAACUGGCACUGUGAAAGUCUGGACUUUAACUGGUCAAGAAAAUAAAGCUUCUGAACCAUUGUUUGAAAAUGAAAGCAAACAGAUUCGUUGUUUGAAUGCCCUUAGCAUGACAUGCUGUGCAUAUAAUCAGCGCACUGUGCUUGUGUUGUGUUCAAAGUUUUGGCAGAUCUAUGACGCUGGUGACUUCUCUGUUUUGUGUUCUGUGAUAUCUCCACGCGGUGAGCGAUGGUUAGGUGGUGAUUUCCUGGCAACAGAUCGUGUGAUAGUGUGGAGUGAUGAAGGAAAAGGCUACUUGUAUAAACUUCCAGCCAAAGGAGACAGUGAAGGUCAAGUGUUAGCUUGGGCGGUUCCUGAUGUGUCUAGUUCGCAGUUAGCCCAACUCCGUCAAGAAGAAUUUGCUAGACCUCCUGGCAUGCCUCCUAUGGUAACUACUAGCUUAACCAAAGCUUGGGCUGACAUGAAACCACCUCCUGUUGGUAUUCUAGAUCAGUUGGAUUCUGGGGAUCUUCCUGGUGUGAAAUUGACAGCUAGCAUCUAUCUCUCACAGCAAAAUAGAUUGGUUGUGGGUAGGGAAGAUGGUUCUAUUAUUAUAGUUCCAGCUACACAGACAGUAUUACUUCAACUCUUGCAUGGAAGACACCAACAGUAUGAUGAUUGGCCUCCCCAUCAGCUACUUCCAGGCCAUGCUGGGCGGGUGAAUUGUUUAUUGUACCCUCAUCAUCACCAUCCACGCUAUGAGCGCUCUCAUCUUGUAUCUGGUGGUGUCGACUUUGCUGUCUGCUUGUGGGAUUUGUAUGCUGGGACGUUGUUGCAUAAAUUUUGUGUGCACGCUGGAGAAAUAACGCAGCUCUUGGUACCCCCACCAAAUUGUACUCCUCGUAUUCAAACAUGUGUGUGCAGUGUGGCUUCUGACCAUUCAGUAACUCUGCUGAGUCUAACCCAGAGACGUUGCUAUGUACUAGCUUCACGGCAUCUUUUCCCUGUUGUUUCUAUAAAAUGGAGACCUUUGGAUGAUUUUAUGGUUGUGGGAUGCAGUGAUGGAACAGUUUAUGUAUGGCAAAUGGAGACAGGUCACUUGGAUCGUGUCCUCCAUGGCAUUGGUGCUGAGGAGGUGCUGUUUGCAUGUGAUGAGACAGCAGCUGCAGGAGCAUCUGGUGGUGGGGCUGCUGCUGGGGAAGUGGGGCUUGCCAAUCCAGCUGUGCACUUUUUUAGAGGUCUUCGUCAUCGUAAUCUUUCUGCAAUUCGCCAUGCCACACAGAGAGGUCUUCAUCAGUUGCAACAGUUACAUCAGGGAGCCCACCAAGAUCCAGGCGAUGUCCCACGGCCUCGAGGUCUACCAUUAGAUGUGCAAGGAUUGCGUACAAAUCCUCGUGAUCCUGAAGCUCACGUAUUGUGCUUUGAUAUUGAAGCACUAAUUGUCCAGUUGCUGACGGAGGAGUAUGGUGCUAUGAGUCCUGGCUCUUUGGAGGCUCAAGGGCUCAUAAGUCGUGCAGAAUACCAGAAAGUUGCAGCACUCACCAUGUCUGCUUCACCAGAUGCUCACAAGAAAAUUGCAGACUUCUUUGGACGUGUCAAGGACAAAGCAGGAGAUGUUGAACGUAUUCUCAAGGAGAAAGAUCGCCAUGGUAUAUUGGCCAAGAUGAAGGAAGGUGCAGAGAAUGUGCAGACUAAACUUCAAGCCAAAGCUGAAAGUGUGGGCUUUAGGCCAGUAAAUAUGGAUGGUCGUGAUGCUGCUGGUUCUCCUGGCGGGAGUGGAGGCAGUGGUGCACGGUCUGGCAUUGGGGGCACCGCAGGGAGGUGGAAUAGUGUGAGUGCAGAAUCGGCCAUGGCUUCUCCUUCCAUGGAAGUGGCGCAAUUGCUGCUUUCUCUUCUUCACGCAUGGGGGAUGGAUCCUGAUUUGGACAGAGUGUGUGAAACGAAGUUGGGUUUGUUACGACCUAUGCUACCUGUUUCUUUUGGUGUCGUCUCCAAAGGAGGUUAUAUGUCAUUGCUGCUUCCAACAUGGCUUCCACAAGCCUUGACUGGUGAAACUGUUACUACAGAAACAGCACCUGCUACAUUAGCGACUGGUGGAACACCUGGAGGCCUCGAAAAGGAUUUACCUCCAGAAUUGGUACGGAUGGAAAGAUCAACACGUCUCUUCACAGCACGUGCACAUUGGGAACUCAGUACUACAUUAACAUCGACACAUCUUCUGGCAGUUGUGGCUUUGGCCAAUACUCUGAUGGCAAUGAGCAAUGCUUCUUUUGUACCUGAACAGGAGAGAUCACGCAAACAAGCUACACGUUCUUCACUUGGCUGGGCUAGUAAAGCAGAACAAGAUAGUGAAGAACUUUGGACUGCUCAACAAGCUCAGAUCAAGCAGGGAUGGAGCUUGCUGGCAACUCUCCACUGCGUGCUUCUUCCAGAUAAAGUUGCAGCAGCUGGUUCUCGCACAUUCAAACGUCCUCAGGUGGAAAUGCUGGCACGACGUUGGCAACAUCAUUGUUUGGAAGUCCGUGAAGCAGCUCAAGCUCUUUUGCUAGCAGAGUUAGGUAGACUUGGUCCACGUGGGCGGAAGGCUCUGGUGGAUGCAUGGGCCCCUUACGUGCCAGCCUAUGGGACUGCACCUGGUGACACUCAUGCUCCCCAGACAGCUGGUACCACUGCAUCCCAAGCCAACUCAACUGGUGCCAAAGCUUGGGCUCGUAAACCAUGGAGCACAGCAGAGUUACGUCGUAAACAGACUACAGCAGUUGUGUUGCUUGGUGUUAUCGGAGCUGAAUUUGGACAAGAUGCUGCUGCUGAAGCUUCAGCUGCCCCUGUCCAUCUGCCAACUCGAGAACAACAGCGGCGCAAAAGCUCUGUGGUGGAAGGAUUUGGGCUAGGGCAUAACAGUCUUGCCCGGAGAACUAGUCUUGCCUUGACUCAUCUGCUGCUAGCAGAACCAUCUCCACAGUUACCGGCUCACACACAACUGCGACGAGCAGCAAUUGAUUUAUUGGGACGUGGCUUUACUGUUUGGGAACCACACUUGGAUGUAACAAAAGUUCUGCUUGGAUUGCUUGAAUUGUGCUGUCAUGCUGAUAAACUGGUUCCCAGUAUGACGUAUGGGCUUCCUCUGUCCCCGGCUGCAGACUCCUGCCGUACAGCAAGGCACGCUUUGACACUCAUUGCCACUGCACGUCCUGCAGCUUUCAUCACCACAAUGGCACGAGAAGUUGCUCGUUACAAUACUUUGCAACAAAAUUCACAAGCUCUGAAUGUCAAUUUACAUUCAAGUGUAUUGCACAGAGCUAAACCAGAAAUAUUGCGAGGUGUUGAAUUACUAAUUGACAAGAUGCAAAGUGAAAUGUCAGACUUACUAAUCGAGGUGGUAGAUAUUGUGCUGCAUUGUGUUGAUCCUGGCCAUUUGAAACAGCAGCGUUUGAAUGAAGUAUUCCCUGCAGUGUGUCGCUUUCAACAAGUAUCUCAUUGUCCUCAUACUCGACGUAUUGCUGUGGGUGCUCGCUCAGGACAAGUAGCACUUUAUGAGCUUCGCUCAAAUCGUUGUCAGACAGUGUCUGCUCACUCUUCUUCAGUUACAGCAUGUGCAUUUUCACCUGAUGGGAAAUUUCUAGCCACCUACAGUUGUCAGGAGAAUCGACUGUCAUUUUGGCAGACAUCCACUGGAAUGUUUGGACUGGGUAAUUCCCAGACUCGAUGUGUGAAAUCCUAUUCUACUGCUCCUAUACCGGACAUGUCUCGUCUCAACCCUGCGCGACUUGCUCGUCUGGUUUGGAUCAAUAAUCGAACUGUAGCUCUGAUGUUGGCAGAUGGAUCAGAAACUCGUUUCAAUGUGUAGUUUGUCAAGCACAAUAUUAUAGUAAUUUACUUAUUUGUAUAUACAUACACAGUAAUACAUUCCUCCUACUGCUGUUGGUAAUCAUUGUACUCAUUGUUUAGUGUCAAAUACAUUAUAUUGUUGACCAUUUCUGUAACUUGUUUAUGUGAUACGUAAAAUGUUUCUUAAUUUCUUCUUGUUCCUUAGGAGCUUCAUCAAACACCUUUCAAUUAUUGGUUAGUUUUUUGUUGUUCAAUUCUUCAUAUAUAAAACAUUAGUUGUUUCAUCUUUUCAUACUUUUGCAGCUGGGGGCAGAUAUGAGUUUUAAAUGUUUCAAUAAUGUAGCCAAUUUUGUUUGAAACAAGAGAGUUUUAUUAAUAACAUUAAUGUUAAUGCAGUUAAUGAUAAUGCAAUUAAUGGUAAUAGUCCUUCGUG